Molecule: messenger RNA, 1236 nt
Organism: Adineta steineri
Lineage: Eukaryota; Metazoa; Rotifera; Eurotatoria; Adinetida; Adinetidae
Source: the annotation of a GenBank genome assembly
AUGACUAGUGAUGAAAAAAUGACGACGACAAACACAUCAGCUGAAAUCAAAUGUAUUAUCGUACAACAGACGUUUACUGGUAAACGUGAACUUAAAAUAACAACAAUGCCAAAACCACCACCCCCUGAAGACGGUGAAGUAUUGAUUGCUGUUAAAGCAUGUGGAAUUAAUUUUAAUGAUGUUCUUGUACGUUAUGGACUCAUGGAAGAUGGUCUUCGACCUCCAUUUGUUCCCGGUUUUGAAUGUAGUGGUGAAAUACUUGAAAUAGGUCCGAAUGUUACAAAUUUUGAACGUGGCGAUCGAGUUCUUGCAAUAACACGAUUUUCUGCAUGGGCUGAACAAAUCGUUGUUAAAAAAGAUUUAGUAUUUAAAAUUCCAAAAGAAAUGUCAUUCCGUGAAGCAGCUGUACUUCCAAUAUCUUAUUUAACAGCUUAUAUAUUAUUAUUUGAAAUUGGUAAUAUUAAAUCAGGUCAAACAUUAUUAUUUCAUUCCGCUGGUGGUGGUGUUGGUGUUGCAUUGACACAACUAUCAAAACUUGUGCCUAAUUUAACUCUUAUCGCAACAACUAGUUCACAUAAAUUUGAUGUUCUUCGAGCACAUAUACAUUAUUUAUUUGAACAUGGUAUUGAUUAUACAGAAGAUGUUAAAAAGAUAGCACCAGAAGGUGUCGAUUUAGUUCUUGAUUGUAUGGCAGGUGAUGAUUGUGAACGUGGUCUUGCAUUACUUAAAUUUAAUGGAAAAUAUGUUAUGUAUGGAACAUCAAGUUUACUUAGUUGGGAUGUAAAAAAUUUAUUUGGUAUAACGAAAGGAAUGACUAAUUGGUGGCAAAAUGAUAAAAUAAGUUGUUUACGUUUAUUUCAAGAUAGCAAAUCUAUACAUGGCUUUAAUUUAAUUCAAUUACUUACACGUGGUUCAAAUGAUACACGUCGUUAUUUAGCUGAUAUAAUGCAUAAAGUAUUUUUACUUUAUAAAGAAGGAAAAAUCAAACCAGUUAUUGAUUCUGUAUUUACAUUUGACGAAGUAAAUAAUGCUCUUGGUAAAUUAGUUGAACGUAAAAAUAUUGGUAAAGUUGUAAUUGAACCUUAUCCUAAUAUGAAAUCGGAAAAAGUUAAAAAAAUUAAAUCAACUGCAACACCUGGACAUCAAGAUUCAAGCUCAACAUCCGGUCCUGAUGAUGAUGAUGAUGAUAAAGAAUCUGAAGAAAGCCGUCAAAAAUUAUCGUCUUCUAAUCAAUAA